AUUUUACAAUUAAGAUUGUAAUUGGAUUUUAAAAAUCAAAUCCCUCUUUUAAACUUCAUCUGUACAUCUCAAUAUGAAUAUUGGGCAUUAAAUCUCAUAAUUAAGGAUAUUUAUGUCUUUUAAUCACUACCCUUCUUGCAGCAUUAGGAAUUAUCUAUCUAUCUAUCAAUAUAGAUAUUGGAUAAAAUUAAAUUUCAUAAUUAAGGGUAUUUAUGUCUUUUCAACAGAGCUGAGAUGGCAGUUCAAUGUAGUAAUCGUUAAUUACAAAGAUACUAUGUAAAUACUUGAAAAUUGGUGGCCCUGUUGGAUAUUAUGACCGUUGUGAGCUUUAAAUCUUUGUCAAAAAUACACGUGUUCAUCUUAGUCGAUAUUAUCGUGCUUCCGGCUGUAUACGAUUCCUCUCUCACCAUCUAUUUUCGAAUUUUAAAACUUGAAAAAACCAGCUUUUCUAGCCGUUAGAAGUUGUAAAAGAUGAUUCACACUUUCACUCAACUCAACCAGAAAGGACAAAAACAAAACAAAACAAAAUCAUCUCGUUUCACCGCUUUAUCUUAUCUUGAAUCUUCUGUUUCAAUAUUUGAAUCUUGUACAUAAUUCUUCCAACCCGGUUCAGAUUUUUGGUUUGUCAACCCCUGAAGGCUGAAUCCCGAGAAAAAAUAUGAAGGGAAUGAAAGGAAAGCUGCUCAAGAAGCUCAAAGCCAUUCAACCGAUCGCUUAUAAUCUGAAGCCUGAGAGAAUUCUUAUGGUUAAUGCGGUAGAUGGGUUGUUUGAAACAUUUACGAAGAGUCCACCCAAUAAGGAUGUGAAGGAAUCGCAGUUUGUGCCAAAGGAAUUAGAGGAAGAGGAAAAGAUUGGAACUUUUGUGGAGCCUGAUGUUAUUGAUGUGGCUGAGCUUAUGAAAGACCUUGAAGAAGAAGAUGAUGAAAUGGAAGUUGAAUUUGAUGAUGGUGAUGAUAAAGAGAAUGUUGGGUUGGCACUAAAGAGAAAAGAUUCAGUUUCUUGCAAGGAGAAUGUGGAGGUCUUGAAGAAAUCAGAGAAUGGUUUUUGUAGAGAAACAAGGGCUUUGUCUGAGAUUGAUGUCAAUUCUUUUAGGCGACCGGAUAUGAAUUCUGGAAGCCUCUUCGAUCCGAAUUUGCUAGCCGCCUUUGAGGAAGCUGUGAAUGUGCAUAUUACGAUGAGUCACGAAGAGAGAAAAGCUAGAAUUGAGAAGGAAAAUAUAGAUAAAAUGAGAGAAGAAGAAGAAAGAAAGUCAAGGAUUGAGCAGGAAAAUCUUGAACUUGAACAGAUUGAAGAAGAACCCCCACAUAAAUCUCGCCGCAUAGACGAAGAAGAAGAAGAGGAUGAUGCCAACCCCUUACUAGCCUUUGAAGAGAAAUGUCCUCCGGGUGGUGAUGAAUCAGUAAUUCUGUACACAACAACAUUGAGAGGAAUAAGAAAAACCUUUGAGGAUUGCAACAACAUUCGGUUUCUUCUAGAGACUUUUCGGAUCAAACACUACGAGAGAGACGUGUCGAUGCACGCAGAAUUCAGGGAAGAGUUGUGGAGAAUCUUUGAUCACAAAGCAUUACCUCCAAGGCUUUUCAUCAGAGGAAGAUACAUUGGUGGAGCUGCAGAGGUUUUAGUGUUGCAUGAACAAGGAAAACUCAGGCCACUCUUUGAAGGAAUCCCAAUUGAUCAAUCCAGUGGCCCUUGUGAAGGAUGUGCAGGAGUGAGAUUUGUGCCUUGUUUCAAGUGCAGUGGCAGCCAUAAGAUUGUUGAUGAUGCAGGAAUGUCAACAGAAUGCCAAGAUUGUAAUGAAAAUGGGUUGAUUAUUUGCCCCCUUUGUUGCUGAGAGAGAUUGUCAUUAUGUGCAUUUUGUUGAUUUUUUGUAUAUCACUGCAGUGAUUCUUAUUUGUAUCUUGGUUAUGGGGUGGGAGUGGCAUUGCUUCAGUCGUAUUCUUCCAAAUACUUUUGUAUGGUUGAAGCAGAAGAGUUGCUUCAGAUAAUUGUUAGAGUUUGUGGAUUGGAAAUAGAGCUUUCCAUAUUCACCUUGUAAAAUUCAUAAAGAAUAAACUUAAAAUGAUUUUGGGGUCUA
Molecule: messenger RNA, 2074 nt
Organism: Mangifera indica (mango)
Lineage: Eukaryota; Viridiplantae; Streptophyta; Magnoliopsida; Sapindales; Anacardiaceae
Product: myb-like protein X
Exons: 1
Coding region: 659-1831 (390 amino acids)
Source: RefSeq, a predicted model, not a curated record